Messenger RNA from Hermetia illucens (black soldier fly), 1171 nucleotides. RefSeq names its product putative inactive carboxylesterase 4. Bases 17 to 1171 code for a protein of 384 amino acids. The record is from RefSeq and is a predicted model, not a curated record. NCBI's taxonomy places the organism in Eukaryota, Metazoa, Arthropoda, Insecta, Diptera, Stratiomyidae. The transcript is spliced from 6 exons.
AAUUCUUUGAAUCCAGAUGAAGUGUAAUUUAUUGUUAUCAAUCUUUUUUAUUGCGAAAGUAUUCAGCCAUAAGAACCAUGUUGUGCACGAGAAGAAAACAUUUGUUCACCCUCUUGGCAGUUUGGGGAGCGCCAAAUGUUUAAUUGAAGAAAGUGCAUGGACACAAAUGGAGUUUUAUAGUUUUAGGGAUAUAAGAUAUGCGGAACCACCUACUCGAUAUUAUAGAUUUAGGCCAACUCCCAUUAUUACCAAAUUCGAUGCUGAACCAUAUGACGCAACAGAAUAUCGAAAAUCAUGUGUGAAUACCUCCUUUGGGACUACACAAAACACCAUAGAUGAAACCAUAUUAGAUUGUUUAUAUUUGGCAGUUCAUACUCCAAAACUCCAAGGAAAUCUACCUGUAAUGGUCUACAUUACGGGAUUUGAUUUACUUCAUGGAUCUAACGAGGAAGCCGACCCAGGUUUCUUUAUGGAACGUGACAUAGUGCUUGUGUCAAUUCAAUAUCGUGUAGGAGUUUUUGGGUUCCUUAACGCUAAUACACCUAGUAUUCCAGGAAAUGGUGCGAUACACGAUAUAUUGACAGUUCUGAGGUGGAUUAGAAAGUAUAUUUCGUUGUUUGGUGGGAAUCCUAAUUCGGUAACCUUAUUUGGGCAAUAUAAAGUUGCUGGGAUUAUCCAAUUGCUCACCAUGAUUCCAGAAGCGGAUGGCUUAUUCCAUAAAAUCAUAUGUCAAUCAGGAUCGGUAUUCACUGAGAAUAUCUUCAGUUUUUCAACGGCAGCAAUCUCGACGCAAAUUGGUAUAAUGCUUGGUUGUCCGAAUAUCCUUAAUGCAAAGAAACUUUCAGAUUGCAUUUUAGGAGCCAGCAUUGCUGAUUUAAACUUCCUGUUUUGGGAGUAUUUGAAAAAUCACAAUGGGAACGUUGGAUUGUUAACAGUAGGUGGAAUCGGAGGAAUUAUUCCUUACAUGCCAUAUGAAUCAAAAAGACGAGGUCGUAUUCGAUCACAUCCGAUGAUUAUUGGAAUUGUUGAGAAUCCUGCUACUUAUAUAUUGGAUGCUUUUUUUCCUGGUCAGCUAUCAAUUUUCUCCAGAAAUCAUUUGUACCCUAUCGGUGGCUUCGAUCUUCAAGGGGAAGAAUACAAGCACUCCCUGCUGGAUCGAAUUUCGGUAUAG